AUGUCGCCUCGAACAAGUGGCCUUCUUGACAGCGAUGACUGGGACGAAGCAAAGUCUGACUCGUCCUCAUCAGACUGGGCCAUCAGCAAAAAUUACUGGAAGCCAUCACAAGCAGGCGGCAAGAUAAGACAAGUCAUCAACAGAAUCGGAGCCGCUAUCCGUGCUCGAUCAAGACCUCCUUUGGAGAAUCUCCGUCCAACAGCUUACCUGGACGGUCUUCGUGGUUUUGCAGCUCUUUUGGUGUACAUCCACCACCACCAACUAUGGGCCCACGGUAUUUUUGACCAAGACAAGGUCUUUGAGAAUGUAUUUGGCUAUGAAGGGAAAUAUUACUUUGUUACGUUCCCUGGCAUACGGCACUUCUUCGUGGGCGGCCACUAUGCCGUGUCAACCUUUUUCGUCAUCUCAGGCUAUGUCCUCUCUCUCAAACCGAUAAGCCUUAUUCAAGCAGGAGAGUACGUCCAGCUUGGCGAUGUCCUCGCAUCAUCAUUCUUCAGACGCUGGAUCCGCCUUUUUCUGCCUCUCAUUAUGGCCAUGAUCAUCUACAUCACGUUUCUGCACGUCUUUGGCGUGUGGGUGCGCAUCAUGACCAAACAGAAAAACUGGUAUGAUGAGAUGUGGACGUUCUACUACGAGUUCAAAAACUUCAGCUUUGUUUUCAAAGAAGGCGGCGAGCCGUGGUUGACGUACAACAGACAUCUGUGGUCUAUCCCUGUGGAAUUCAAAGGCUCAGUUGUUGUUUUCACCGCCCAGAUGGCAUUUUCUCGAUGUACGAAAAAUGCUCGUCUCUGGUGUGAGCUGGGCCUUGUUUUCUACUUUAUGUACAUUGCCGAUGGAUCGUUUUAUGCCAUGUUCAUGUCAGGCAUGCUUCUCUGCGAUCUGGACUGCCUUGCAAAGAAGGGUGAUCUUCCUCGCUGGAUGGCACGUCUUGAGCCAGCGAAAGAGUUUAUCUUUUAUCACCUCUUUGUUUUCAGCCUCUUUUUGGGAGGUGUUCCCUCCCAGAACUCCAAUGUCGAGCAACUUGCCAAGAACAGAGGUUUCUACUAUCUCUCAUGGUUCAAGCCGCAAGCUGUGUACGAUUACAAGUGGUUCUACCUGUUCUACGCAGCCGUGUUCCUCGUGGCUUCGAUUCCUCGAAUCUCUUGGCUUAAGAGCUUUUUCGAGACGAGAUUCUGCCAGUAUUUGGGAAACAUUUCAUUCGCCUUGUAUCUCUGCCACGGCCCAGUUCUUUGGGUUGUUGGAGAGCGGCUAUAUAUGGCUGCAGGAUGGCACAACGACGACAUGAUGAAGGCUAUUCCUCACUGGGCGAACAAACUGCCUCUAUCAACGAAGGGACCUAUGGGAUUAGAGUUGGCGUUUUGGGUGCCUCAGUUGAUCCUCUUGCCUUUGACGUUUGGAUUAGCUCAUUUUGUGACGCGGUUUAUUGAUACGCCCAGUGUCAAGUUUGCAGCUUGGUUACAUAAGAAGGCACUGGGAGACCCAAUUAGCAAGCAGGCCAGACAUUAA
Messenger RNA from Fusarium pseudograminearum CS3096, 1506 nucleotides. RefSeq lists its product as uncharacterized. Gene Ontology annotation, cellular component: membrane. The transcript has a single exon. Gene Ontology annotation, molecular function: acyltransferase activity, transferring groups other than amino-acyl groups. Gene Ontology annotation, biological process: polysaccharide biosynthetic process. The record is from RefSeq and is a predicted model, not a curated record. Lineage: Eukaryota; Fungi; Ascomycota; Sordariomycetes; Hypocreales; Nectriaceae. Bases 1 to 1506 code for a protein of 501 amino acids.